CAACUUAUUUAUGAGGAGAGUGCAUUAAUUCCACAUCAGUCUUAAUGAGAGUUUGUAAACUGUUGAAUCACUGGGAAUCAUUAACAUGGUCUUAGAAUUCAAACAUUCAUAUUUCCCUUAAAAACAACAAUUAUAUAUAUAUUUUUUAUUUUAAAUAAGUUGUCUAGUUUUUUUCUUUCUGGUCCAGUCCACUGUUUGUGAAUAUUUUCAGAAUGAGAUUUCAUUUUCAGUUAUUUUUGACAGAGCGUUUCGUGUUCGACGUAAUUUUUUAUGAUAUAAUAUGCUGAUUUGAAACGUGUUUUAGCUUCCUUAAUAGUCAUUCCAAAGUGAUUUCCAAACGAGGUGUGUUCAGUUUGUCUAUAUACAAGUCUAAGUAUAGCAGGGGCCUCAUUUGUUGUUCACCUUUUAGGCUCUUAGAGACGCUGUUGGUCAGCUAAAUAUUUUCUGUGUUCUGUCGUCAUUCAGUCCAUCCCCGAUUGACUACACAGUGAAGAAGGCUCUUUCUGUUUUAUCGAGGUUCAGAGCGAACGUGUUCUCACACACUUGCAUAUAAACGUUGAAGACGUGUCUAGGUGUUACCAGGAAACGGAUUUCACAACCUGAUUUACCGUCAUAUCAGUUGGAUUUUCAUUCUUUGUUGCCACGAUGGCAACACGAGGAUUUCUCACCAGCAUAUCCGCAAGAUGGCUAUUGUUUUAUGGACUGCGACGGCAAAUAGGACUGUUUAUGUUGCUGCUUCAUGUUGUUAACAUGGUAGGUGGUCAGAUUCGUUAUUCUAUACCAGAGGAGAUGAAGAAAGGCUCUGUUAUUGGUAACGUUGCACAAGAUCUUGGUUUGGAUUUGAAAAGGCUUCGUUCUGGGCGGGCCCGUAUCGUGACCGGGGAAAAUAUCCAGUACACCGAGCUGAAGACAGACAAAGGGAUUCUCGUCGUGAAUGAGAGAAUAGACCGAGAGGAGCUUUGUGGAGACGUAACGCCGUGUAGCUUCAGCUUUGAGGUUAUUUUAGAAAAUCCAAUCGAACUGCACAGAAUAACUGUGGAGGUUUUGGAUAUAAAUGAUCACGCUCCCGUCUUCCCAAAUAGAGAUACUCCUAUCCGCCUCGAAAUAAGUGAAUCAGCUGUAGUUGGAGUUCAGUUUCCACUGCAGAAUGCAGAGGAUCUAGAUGUGGGGCAAAAUGCGCUACAAGAUUUUGUUUUAUCACACAACGACAAUUUUAUUUUGAAGCAACAUGCAAAUCCAGAUGGCAGUAAAUAUGUUGAAAUGGUGCUCCAGAAGCCUUUAGAUAGAGAGCGACAUCCACAUUUGUCUUUAAAAUUAAUCGCAGUGGACGGAGGAACUCCACAGAGAUCAGGUACAGUGAAUAUAGAUAUUACCGUGUUAGAUGCCAAUGACAAUGCUCCGGUUUUUAACCAAUCCGUGUAUAAAGCAUCUGUGAUGGAAAACACGAUGAAAGGCACUAGUAUUGUUACAGUAAAUGCCACAGACGCGGAUAGCGGUUCAAAUGGACUUAUUACUUAUAGUUUGUCUAAAAUGAAAGGAAGUGCAGCAAAUAAAUUCAGUAUUGAUGAAAUCACAGGAACAAUUUAUGUGGCUGGUCAAAUAGAUUAUGAAAAGGACAGAAAAUACGAGGUGAGGGUCGAGGCAAAGGAUCGGGGUGGCUUAACUGGGACAAGUAAAGUUAUAUUAGAUGUUUUUGAUAUUAACGACAAUGCCCCAGUUAUAAAUAUUAUGUCAUUUUCUAGCCCCUUGUCUGAAGAUGCACCCCCUGGUACAACAAUUGCUGUUUUGAACAUAAAAGAUGCCGAUUCUGAGAAAAAUGGGCAAAUCAAAUGUUCUAUUGAUGGAAAACUUCCAUUUAAGAUCGAAUCAUCUUUAACAAACUAUUACAAUUUAAUCUCAGAGCAAUAUUUUGAUAGAGAAUCUGUCUCAGAAUAUAACAUAACAAUAACAGCCACGGAUUUGGGGUCUCCCCCUCUUCCCAGUUCAACAAAAUUGCAUCUUAAAAUAUCUGACGUAAACGACAACCCACCAUUGUUUGAUAAAAACAACUAUUCUGCUUAUAUCACAGAGAAUAAUUCCCCCGGAGUUUCCAUAUUUGCUGUUAGUGCGCGAGACUCUGAUUGGAAUCAAAACGCGAGAAUCUCUUAUCUUUUAGAGGAAAUACAAGUCAGUGGUAGUCCAGUUUCUACUUAUGUGUCUUUAAACUCUGAAACUGGAGUCCUUAACGCGGUCCGUUCCUUUGAUUAUGAGCAAAUUAAACGGCUUCAGUUAAUCGUCAAAGCUCAGGAUGGAGGCUCCCCUCCUCUCAGUAGCAAUGUGAGUGUGAAAAUAAUGAUCCAGGACCAGAACGACAACCCCCCUCAGGUUCUGUACCCAGUCCAGACUGGUGGCUCUCUGGUGGCUGAGAUGGUGCCUCGUUCAGCAGAUGUGGGCUAUCUGGUCACUAAAGUGGUGGCUGUUGAUGUGGACUCUGGACAGAAUGCCUGGCUCUCCUAUAAACUGCAGAAAGCCACAGACAGGGCGCUGUUUGAAGUGGGCUUACAGAAUGGAGAAAUAAGAACUAUCCGCCAAGUCACUGAUAAAGAUGCUGUGAAACAAAGACUGACUGUUAUAGUGGAGGACAACGGGCAGCCCUCUCGUUCAGCUACAGUCAUUGUUAACGUGGCGGUGGCGGACAGCUUCCCUGAAGUGCUGUCGGAGUUCACUGACUUUACACACGACAAGGAGUACAAUGACAACCUGACUUUUUACUUAGUGUUGGCUUUGGCUGUAGUUUCCUUCCUCUUCAUCACGUGUUUAGUGGUUAUUAUAUCAGUUAAAAUCUACAGAUGGAGACAGUCUCGCGUCCUGUAUCACUCCAAUCUCCCUGUGAUUCCAUAUUAUCCUCCACGUUACUCAGACACUUUGGGGACAGGGACUCUCCAACACGUGUACAAUUACGAGGUGUGCAGGACGACUGACUCCAGAAAGAGUGACUGUAAGUUCGGCAGAGCUGGUAGUCAGAACGUGCUGAUAAUGGACCCCAGUUCUACAGGGACGAUGCAGCGGAUACAGAGUGAAAAGAGCAUCCUGGAUGAACCAGACUCUCCUCUAGAGGUUAGUUAA
This is a messenger RNA of Dicentrarchus labrax (European seabass), 3105 nucleotides long. RefSeq names its product protocadherin gamma-A10-like. Gene Ontology annotation, cellular component: plasma membrane. Bases 646 to 3105 code for a protein of 819 amino acids. The transcript has a single exon. Gene Ontology annotation, molecular function: calcium ion binding. Gene Ontology annotation, biological process: homophilic cell-cell adhesion. The record is from RefSeq and is a predicted model, not a curated record. NCBI's taxonomy places the organism in Eukaryota, Metazoa, Chordata, Actinopteri, Moronidae.